Molecule: messenger RNA, 1125 nt
Organism: Coccomyxa subellipsoidea C-169
Lineage: Eukaryota; Viridiplantae; Chlorophyta; Trebouxiophyceae; Coccomyxaceae
Exons: 1
Coding region: 287-442 (51 amino acids)
Source: RefSeq, a predicted model, not a curated record
GCUGAAACCUGAUGGAUUAAAAAGAGCAGUUCAUCUACUACAGCCAUACGCAAUCCCAGGUGCUGCAAAGACAAGCAAGCUGGAAGGGACAGUCAGUAUCUGUGCUCUCAGGGCAAAUUACCUGGCAGCAAUUUUGUUCCUGCCUGUGCCAUGCGUCAACUGUACAUUGCUUGAUGUAGAACAGCAACCCCAUGCGUGUUCCUUACUACCCCACAAUGGAACUUUAACAAAUGGCCGCAGAUGUCCAUCAGGCUGCAAGCCUGAAUCCUAGGUUGCUUGUGAGGCGAUGAACAGCUGCUUAGAGGCAGGCACCCUAGGUGGACACGAAUUGUUGCCCAAGAAAAAGCUCGAUCAUGAAAUCAAGUCAGAGCUGGAAAAGAUCCCGAGCAGCAUAAAGCAGGGAUUAUGCACAGCCAUCUGCGCAUCUAGCAGCAGUGACUAACCCUGCUCGGACAACAUGUCCUGUGAACCACCGAAUAUUACCCCAAGAUAUUUGCUUAUAGACUGUCUCUUCCUGGGCACGGCAGCCUUCAAUCGGACACACAGAUACACCACCAAGUCAUUACCACAAUCACCUCAUUUUACCCACACCAAAUAGAGCAUGAUGGACGCUAGAUCACUGCUGGACACUGCUGAUCAGGCAGGGAUCCCCCCAACAAUGGAGAGCCACCCGCUCUUCUCUCCACACAUGCUCAACUGCAUGGCAGACCCUGUUUAGCCAGGCAGUCUACGGCUGCAGUACUCUGGGGCGACACAUCCAAGGAGCACCAAGGAUGGAGGCUACCACGAACCCCGUCAAAAAAGACGUGCGCUCCCGCUUUUAUUUCUUCGCACAGAAGUGUGCUUGUAGACCAGACGAAGAAACGUUCAGGUGCCGAGUCCCUAUGCCGGCAUUGGUGAGCAAAAGACAUCAACAGAUCUAGGCACACCACAGAAUAAUGCUGGUGUCCUCUACUACCUCACCCUCGCUCAAAAGUGAAUCUGCAUCUUAUGGCUCCGCCUCCUGGAGCCUCUGAUGCUUGAAAUUCCUGAGCGCCUGAUCCAAGGCUGCAAUACUGAGCGCCUGUUACACUGUCAAUAAAUUGAGAGUCUUGAGCCCAAUGGAAUGUUCCGCCACGUGUUAUC